AUGGAACAAAGAAAUCAAACUCGUGUUUCAGAAUUUAUCCUUCUGGGGCUCUCAGGAGAGGCAAAGUUGCAGACACUCGUCUUUUGUCUGUUCCUAUCCAUGUAUCUAGUCACCUUCAUUGGAAACGCCCUCAUUAUCUUGGCUAUUAUCACUGACUCCCACCUCCACACACCCAUGUACUUACUUCUCUCCAACCUGUCCUUUUCUGAUAUUUGUUUCACCUCCACCACCAUCCCAAAGAUGCUGGUGAACAUCCAGACACAGAGCAAAGCCAUCACCUAUGAAGGCUGCAUCACCCAGAUGUAUUUAUACAUGCUUUUUGGAGGAUUCAACACCAUCGUCUUGACUGUGAUGGCCUAUGACCGGUUUGUGGCCAUCUGUCACCCCCUGCACUACGUGGUCAUCAUGAACCCCCGGCUCUGUGGCAUCCUGCUCCUGGCAUCAUGGGUACUGAGUGUUCUGGAUUCCUUACUACAGGGUUUAAUGACUCUGCGACUGUCUUUUUGCACAAAGAUGGAAAUCCCUCACUUUUUCUGUGAACUUAACCAGAUGGUCCACCUUGCUUGUUCUGACACCUUCCUCAAUGACCUAGUGAUGAAUUUUGCAGCUGGACUUCUAGGUUUUAUUUCACUUACUGGUAUCCUUUUUUCUUACUACAGAAUAAUAACCUCUGUUUUGAGAAUUUCAUCAACUGGAGGCAAGUAUAAAGCAUUUUCCACUUGCGGGUCUCACAUCUCAGUUGUUUUCUUGUUCUAUGGUACAGGCCUUGGCGUGUAUCUUGGUUCUACUGCUACCCAAAAUUUAAAGGCAAGUGCCAUAGCCUCAGUGACAUACACUGUGGUCACACCUAUGCUGAACCCUUUUAUCUACAGUCUUAAAAACAAAGACAUAAAACAGGCCCUUAAAAAACUCUUCAGCUGA
Molecule: messenger RNA, 921 nt
Organism: Pteronotus mesoamericanus
Lineage: Eukaryota; Metazoa; Chordata; Mammalia; Chiroptera; Mormoopidae
Product: olfactory receptor 7A17-like
Exons: 1
Coding region: 1-921 (306 amino acids)
Biological process (GO): G protein-coupled receptor signaling pathway
Cellular component (GO): plasma membrane
Molecular function (GO): olfactory receptor activity; G protein-coupled receptor activity
Source: RefSeq, a predicted model, not a curated record